Molecule: messenger RNA, 918 nt
Organism: Fragaria vesca subsp. vesca
Lineage: Eukaryota; Viridiplantae; Streptophyta; Magnoliopsida; Rosales; Rosaceae
Exons: 3
Coding region: 1-918 (305 amino acids)
Molecular function (GO): protein binding
Source: RefSeq, a predicted model, not a curated record
AUGGAAAUGGUUAAUGCUGUCAGUAAAUGUUUCCGAAGGAAGAAUGUUGAGUGGUUGGAUCUGGAAUCUAAUGGUGUGGUCGAUAAUAUACUUUCAGGGCUUCCUGUCAAGUGCCUUCUAAAUGUUAAGGCUGUAUCUAAAUUCUUGCAUGGUUUGAUUCAUAGUCAAGCCUUCAUUGGAUUGCAUUUAAGUCGGUCAAGAGAAAAUGCCAAGUAUAUAUUUUUCCCUUUUAUGCCAAUUAACAGAAACAUAUAUUUCGUUGAUGCUGAUGCGGGAGUCACUGAGACAAUCAGUCUUCCUACUGAUGAGCGUCUAUCACCUCUUAGCAUGGUUUGUUCCUAUAAUGAAUGUAGCCCAUCGGAAGAGGACCUAGGCAUUGGUGUUGCCUUUGGGCCAGAUAUCUGUGAGUAUAAAGUAUUUCGGUUUUUCUGUUCCAAAUCCAAUUCUGAAAUAGUCCUUCCUGACCCAGAGGAUGUGCUAUCUUGGAGUUUGCAUCCCGAAACUAGACCUGAAACAGUACUCCCUCCGGAGUGUGAGAUAUAUUCAUCCAUAACAGGAGCCUGGCGUUGUAUAGGUCAUGUUCCGCAUCGUCCUAUGGGUGCACAUCACGUAUUUGUUAACGGAAAAGUUUAUUGGUUUAUUCCCUCAGAAGAAAAACAUCAUGUCCCUGGUUCCAUUCUUUCAGUUGAUAUGUUGGAACAUUUUGAAGUUAUUGGGCUUCCAGAGCCACUCACAGAAAUCUCCUACUUAAUUGAUUUUGAAGGUUGCUUAUCAGUAGUCGCGGUUUCUAAAAAAGAUGAGCCUGUGGUUAUUUGGAUUUUAAAGAGUGAAAAUGAAUCUGUUUGGGAGAAGAAAUGCAGUGCUUCUAUUCCUUACAGAGGAAUGAUGAAGGUAGUGGACACUUUGCUGGGGAGGUGA